AUGUUGAAGCAGAUUCAGUUGAACAUUACACUGAUAGAUGUCUUGCGAGAGAUGCCAGGAUAUGCAAAAAUUAUGAAGAACUUGAUAUCUCACAAGUUCAACUUUCAUAACUUGGUGACUGUGACAUUGACUCAGACCUGUGGUGCUAUUGUAACAAGACAUGUAGCUAAGAAGUUAUCAGACCCAGGUAGUUUCACAAUUCCUUACACUAUAGGUAGCUAUACAUUCGCUAAAGCAUUGUGUGAUUUGGGGGCGAGCAUAAACUUGACGCCCUUGUCUAUCGAUAAAAAGUUAGGCCUUGGAAGAGACAGACUCACAUAUAUGUUAUUACAGCUAGCCGAUCGAAUGGUUGAUGAGGAGAUUCCAAUAAUUUUUGGAAGGAAGUUCUUGUCCACAGAGAGAGCUCUGAUUGAUUGUGAAACUGGGAGUUAA
Messenger RNA from Nicotiana attenuata, 432 nucleotides. RefSeq lists its product as uncharacterized. The transcript is spliced from 2 exons. The coding region runs from base 1 to 432 and encodes 143 amino acids. Lineage: Eukaryota; Viridiplantae; Streptophyta; Magnoliopsida; Solanales; Solanaceae. The record is from RefSeq and is a predicted model, not a curated record.